Molecule: messenger RNA, 1173 nt
Organism: Dovyalis caffra
Lineage: Eukaryota; Viridiplantae; Streptophyta; Magnoliopsida; Malpighiales; Salicaceae
Source: the annotation of a GenBank genome assembly
AUGGGAUGGAUACCAUGUUCUGGUAUAUCAAGGGGGACUACAAAGAAAAAGAAAAACAACAAGAAGAAAAAUAUGGUGAUCGUGAACCAGAAACCACUUGAUCAGACCAAAUCCAAUUCAGAGAGAUCGAGGAAAGAUUACCCUUUGCAUGUUAAGGAGGUUUCUAAGAAUGGAGGGUCUGAUAGCAUUACAGCACAGACUUUUACAUUCCGUGAAUUGGCAACUGCAACUAAAAAUUUUAGAGCGGAAUGUCUUUUAGGUGAGGGAGGUUUUGGAAGAGUCUAUAAAGGGUAUUUGGAAACCACUGAUCAGGUCGUGGCCAUCAAGCAACUUAAUCGUAAUGGUUUGCAAGGGAACAGGGAGUUCCUAGUUGAAGUUUUGAUGUUAAGUCUACUUCACCAUCCUAACCUUGUUAAUCUGAUUGGUUAUUGUGCUGACGGAGAUCAAAGGCUUUUGGUUUAUGAAUACAUGCCUCUAGGAUCUUUAGAGGACCAUCUACAUGAAGUUUCACCUGGUAAGAAACGACUUGAUUGGAACACAAGAAUGAAAAUAGCUGCUGGGGCAGCGAAAGGAUUGGAGCACUUGCAUGAUAAAGCUAGCCCACCAGUUAUAUAUCGUGAUUUGAAAUGCUCCAACAUUUUGCUUGGUGAAGGUUAUCAUCCCAAGCUAUCAGAUUUUGGCUUGGCUAAACUGGGGCCUGUUGGGGAUAACACCCAUGUAUCUACCAGAGUCAUGGGCACCUAUGGAUACUGUGCACCAGAAUAUGCAAUGACUGGUCAACUAACUCUGAAAUCAGAUGUUUAUAGCUUUGGGGUUGUUCUACUGGAAAUCAUUACAGGGCGGAAGGCAAUUGACAAUUCAAAAUCUACAGCAGAGCAGAAUCUGGUUGCUUGGGCAAGACCUUUGUUCAAAGACAGAAAAAAAUUCUCAGACAUGGCUGAUCCAAUGCUCCAAGGUCAGUAUCCUCCAAGGGGCUUGUACCAAGCUCUUGCUGUUGCAGCAAUGUGUGUUCAAGAGCAGCCUAAUAUGCGCCCUGUCAUAGCUGAUGUUGUCACAGCUCUGACUUACCUUGCUUCACAAAAGUAUGACCCUGAUGCAGAGACAGGCCAGAGAUCCCGCUUGGCCCCUGCCACUCCUCCUAGAACAAAGAGGGGUGGUAAAAUUCAAUGGUAG